UAUAUAUAUAUAGAGAGAGAGAGAGAGAGAGAGAGGGAGGGAGAGAGUUUCUACCAUAGUUGCAGUCUUGUUGGGUAAGGGUUGUGAGUAUGUAAAAUAUCAUAAUCAUUUGCAGUCUUGUUGGGUAAGGGUUGCGAGUUUGUAAAAUAUCAUAGUCAUGAAGGAAACACUAAGAUACUUGGCAGGUAUAGCAAUCAUAGUCAUGAAGGAAACACUAAGAUACUUGGCAGGUAUAGCCGGGCCAAGUGGGUAUGGAUCAAACUCAACAGCUGAGCAAGUUACUCGACAUUCUUCUUCUUCUUCUUCCUUACUCCCUUCUCAUCAUCUCACUGCAAUUGUCACUGGUGCAACAUCAGGCAUUGGGGCUGAAACAGCAAGAAUAUUAGCAAAGAGAGGUGUGAGGAUUGUGAUUCCAGCAAGAGAUUUGAAGAAAGCUACUGAAGUAAAGGAAUGUAUCCAAAAAGAGAGUCCAGAGGCUGAGAUUGUAUUAUUGGAGAUUGAUCUAAGCUCAUUAGCUUCUGUCAAGAGAUUUUGUUCUGAGUUCUUGUCUCUAGGAUUACCCCUUAAUCUUCUCAUAAACAAUGCCGGGAAAUUUUCACAAAAGUUGGAGUUCUCUGAAGACAAAGUUGAGAUGACCUUUGCUACAAACUACUUGGGCCAUUUUAUGUUGACAGAAUUAUUGUUAGAGAAGAUGGUGGAGACAGCAGCACAUACUGGUAUUCAAGGAAGGAUUAUUAAUGUUUCUUCUGUAAUUCAUAGCUGGGUGAAACCAGAAACUUUCUGCUUCAACCAAUUGCUUAAUCCAAACAACUAUAACGGCACUGAUGCAUACGCUUAAUUCAAACUAG
Messenger RNA from Camellia sinensis, 848 nucleotides. Lineage: Eukaryota; Viridiplantae; Streptophyta; Magnoliopsida; Ericales; Theaceae. The record is from RefSeq and is a predicted model, not a curated record.